AUGGACAUGUCGACAGCUUCGCCCACCCCGAUGGGUACCGCUGGCACCGGAUUGUCACGACGACCUUCGCAGAGACAAGGCCUCCGUCGACUGCCCUCGCGCCCGCACUUGGGCCGAACCGAAUCAAACCCUGUUCACGCGACAGCUGCUGCACCUGCUCUGUCUAGGAAGGCGGAUUCGCAACAGUACGCCAUGCACGAUAGCUCCGACGAUGAGAUUCCGGUCCCUAUGAAGCUCAGCGCUCUCACCAAGGCACUCCUUAACGAUGGCGGCUCCGCCCAACCUGAGCGUGCACCAUCCCCGCCACGAACGCGCCGUCGCGCAAGCAACCUUGCUGCGUCGACGACAUCUGCUACAGAAGAGAGAAGAUCCCUCAGGUCCGGAAGUGCGCAAGCACAUGAGACGAGAUCAUCAAAACCCUCAUCACCCAUGAGAAGCCGCGAGACAAGUCCCGUGCGCAAGAGAGUCGUCAGACUCAGCACAACACCCAAGAGUCUAAGCCAGAUGGGACCCACGAAGCGACGAUCAACAUCACUGUCGCGAUCCACCAACCAACGCCCUCGCUCAAGGAGUCGGCCAGAAAGCCGUGAACAGUCUUCCGAUGAGAAGCCAGAACCGCCCCAGGACGUCAACACUCCUGCUCAAGGAGUCCGAGUUGUCCGCAUUGCCGCCGGCUCAUCGGGCAACAGAAGUCGACUUAACAGCUCGACUGGUCAUUCGCGCCGGUCUGGGUCGCAUUUCGAGCAGGAGCAUUCCGAGGAGCCAGUAACUGCCGGCCGACAUGCCGCUGGUAUCAACCCUGGAAGUGUCUCGCGCCACCCUUCUACCGUCGGAAGGAACGUCAAGCCGGAGGAUAACCUAGCACUGCAAGGCUCCAUGCGUGUCAAGCGCGUCGGCAAGGUUCCAGGAAGCUUCCUCAGUGGUCCGGCACGACGUGGUCGUAGACGUCAGAGUGAGGAGGAGGCCGAAGGCAAUGGCGAGGUUGAGGGCGAUGGCUUGAUGUCAAGUAAUGAGUAUGAUCGCCAGGGCCGUGAGGCCGACAAUGACCUUGCCUCAUCAUUUUAUGGAAACGGCAGGCAACUUGCAUCAGGGAGCCCGGUGGCUCUGAGCGAUCCUUCAAGACCAGGUCACAGACGACCGACGUCUUACGCAGAGCCGGUCGCAUCUGCGCGACAAUCACCCCAGGAGAGAGAAGAGCCGGAGGAGAUUCACUACAAGUUGCCGGCAACUCGGCCUCAGGUACCAUCUGCCCACGACCAGGAGAACGAAAUUCCUUCAAUCCUCAGAAGCUCCAAGCCCGCAGUCAGCCUCCUCGUUGAGAAGGAAGAGAAGGUCCCGAGACGUUCCGCCAACACUGAAGUAGCCCGUCAACAACCUGCUGCUUCUCCUGACCGGAAACCACUGUCUUCGCUUGCGAACAACACCCCUCGCAGGCCGGCGCCGCCACCACCACCAAAGAUGUCUGUCCUAGAUGCUGCAACCACUUCCGCAGGAGCAGCUACUACCACUCAGGGAAGGCAAAAGCGAAACAUCCUCCGUGUGAAUGGGAAGUCGUAUGCAAGGCUCGACUGUUUGGGCCGUGGCGGUAGCGCUAAGGUCUACCGCGUUACUGCCGAAAACGGAGCAAUGUUUGCUUUGAAGAGAGUCUCGCUGGAGAAUGCAGAUGAAGGCCAGAUCAGGGGUUAUCGAGGCGAGAUCGACUUGCUGCGCAAACUCAACGGUGUCGACCGAGUCAUCAAUCUAUACGACUAUGAAAUGAAUGAUGAGAAGAGAGUGCUAACUCUGCUCAUGGAGAUGGGCGAGUUGGAUCUCAACACCCUCAUCCGAAGUCGACAAAACCCUGAGGCCGCCAAGUUCGAUCCGGUUUUCGUCCGUUUCUAUUGGCAAGAGAUGCUUGAAUGUAUUCAAGCCGUCCACCAAUGCGAGAUCGUGCACUCCGAUCUCAAGCCUGCCAACUUUGUCCUCGUCAAGGGUCGCUUGAAGCUGAUCGACUUCGGCAUCGCCAAUGCCAUUCAGACAGACGAAACCGUCAAUGUGCAUCGCGAAACGCAAGUCGGCACACCGAACUACAUGUCUCCUGAAUCACUCUUGGACUUCAACGCGCCCCGAGGUGGGCGUGUUCCUGGUCGACCCAAGCUGAUGAAGGUGGGCAAGCCCAGCGAUGUCUGGUCACUUGGCUGCAUUCUCUACCAGCUUGUGUACGGAAUCGCCCCAUUUGGUCACAUUGCCAACCAGAUGGCAAGAUGCCAAGCCAUUAUCAACUGGGACCACAAUAUCGAGUUCCCUUCAAGGGGGAUGGGCGGCAUGCCUGUACCCCCCUCAUUGAUAAGAACCUUGAGGAGGUGCUUGAACCGCGAUGUUCACAUGCGGCCGACCUGCGAGGAACUCCUCCACGAGACCGAUCCCUUCCUUUACCCUAAUGAGCUUAGCGAGAAGGCACUCCCAAUCGAUGAGGAACUCCUUGGUAGAAUCAUCCAGAGCGUCGUCACGAGAUGUCGAGAACGCAUGCCGACCGAGGCCGAGGUCAUGUCGGUUUGGCCAUCAGCAUACUGGGCCAGUGUCAGAAAAGCCACGAAUAGAUCAUGA
This is a messenger RNA of Colletotrichum chrysophilum, 2586 nucleotides long. RefSeq lists its product as uncharacterized. The transcript has 2 exons. The coding region runs from base 1 to 2586 and encodes 861 amino acids. Lineage: Eukaryota; Fungi; Ascomycota; Sordariomycetes; Glomerellales; Glomerellaceae. Gene Ontology annotation, molecular function: ATP binding; protein serine/threonine kinase activity; protein serine/threonine/tyrosine kinase activity. Gene Ontology annotation, biological process: peptidyl-serine phosphorylation; chromosome segregation; mitotic spindle assembly checkpoint signaling. Gene Ontology annotation, cellular component: spindle; kinetochore; nucleus. The record is from RefSeq and is a predicted model, not a curated record.